GCCACUAGUCUGGGACAAAGCUCGGUUCCAUACGAUGGUAGUGUGAGACCGAGGGAAGGUGGGGAAUACAGAGUAGAGAGAGAGGUGUAUCGCAUCACCUCCCUUGAAUUUCGACGCUGGCUCGCCUCCCCAACAAGCUGGCACCCUUGGACGGCGGUAGACGGAUACCACGACCACAUUCAUCAUCAUCACCACUGUCCAACCGGGCAAGUUUGUUACAUUACAAUAUACACGGCGACCUGCACAUCGGCAGCGCCGUCCCUGUAGCAUCACGACAAGGUGACUUCCUUUCUCGGGUCUGCAUCGGCCAGUCCGCCUUGGCCAGCCUCCUCACCUCGUUCGCGGGGAUCGGGAUCGCUCAAGCCAUUGUCGGAGGCCGCGCCUGCUCUUGCAGACGCUCCUGGAUUUCUCCCAAAUCCUCUUCGGUCCACCGAAACGAUGCAGCCGGAGCACUUCUCGGGCGACUGGGAUCCGCAGUCAUCCAGAAAUUCCUUCCACGUCCCAGUCAGCCCUGCACCCACGGGGUACUUGGCCAAUCCGUACUGGCAGACGGCGGAAGACUCUCAUCGCGACUUUAAUGAGAUCCUGUCGCGAGAUGAGUCGACAUGGCAGAGCCGCGGGACAUUGGAGGAUACUGACAUCAAGAUAUAUGCGCGGCCCGGGGCUCCCGCGUCGGAACUGCCAAUGAGCAAGGGGACCACGUAUGUGCCGAAGUCCCGACCAAUCGAGCUCCUCGCUUGCAUCCACACCUUUAGCUACCGAAACCUGUUUGAUACACGGUUCGCCUCGGCCGGUAUUCUCCAGCGCUAUUCACUACAUGACCACCAUUUCUACCUCGUCAUCCGUGGCAUCGGCCCCAUCUACUCACCCCGAGACGCUACGGGCGUGCAGACGGUGCGAUUUUAUGACCACGCGGGUGCAAGACUGCCGAUGUGCUACCCUGACACACCCAAAGUCGACAUUGUCUACCGAUCAGUCAACGACCCAGAAGUGCCGCCGCAGGAGGGCAAAGUUCGAGCGUGGAUUCAUAUGGGCGGCUACAGGCUCGAGUGGGACGAAGCAAAGCAGGCAACAAAGGUCACCUACGUUGCCCACACUAAUCUCCAACAAAGCGUCCCACGCUACAUUGGCAAUGUGCUCAUGUCUGAGCUGCCGCGAGUCACGGCCCGGCUCCGUGGCGCCGUGGAGAAUUUCGGGUUUCCACCUUACAUUCUCGACAUCGAAGUCUGCGUUGUGCAACAGCUCCAGAUCCACGAUGCAAAUACACGGCGGAACGAAUUCCGGUGUCAUGUGAGGAAGCCUGGCUCCUACCUCAUCAUCAUAGACCGCGAGCGCAUGUAUCAGAACGGCAUCGUUCCGCCCAAGGCUGAAGGAGAAGGUGCGCACGCAGUCACCUUUUCAGACCUCAAUGGCCACUUGGGCGUUACUGUCGCUCCCAAAGGUGUCGGUCAGGAAUUUGUAUUUGUCAUCGAGCCCCGAGACCAAGAGGCGCCACCGGAGUCGUCGAGUGCAUGGUGGUGAUUGUUUAUACCCAUUCCCCCGCCUCUCCGUCUCUCUCUUCGUCUAUUGCGAUCGCUGGCGUGGACUGGCUCGCUCUCUCGCGCUCUCACCCAUCCCUCUGUACUCUGCCUGAUGCUCUAGUCCGAUGCCUCUUUCUGCUCUC
Molecule: messenger RNA, 1663 nt
Organism: Acaromyces ingoldii
Lineage: Eukaryota; Fungi; Basidiomycota; Exobasidiomycetes; Exobasidiales; Cryptobasidiaceae
Product: Bet v1-like protein
Exons: 5
Coding region: 439-1521 (360 amino acids)
Molecular function (GO): lipid binding
Source: RefSeq, a predicted model, not a curated record